This is a messenger RNA of Linum tenue, 1573 nucleotides long. The record is from the annotation of a GenBank genome assembly. Lineage: Eukaryota; Viridiplantae; Streptophyta; Magnoliopsida; Malpighiales; Linaceae.
UAAGCCUUGAGCCAUUUGCAUGAAGGUUGAAACGUGGCGGUGGCAGGGGGAACUCAAUGGAGUCGAAGCGGCAAAGCUCACACGCGGCAUUCAAAGGAGCCAAAAAUGGCAGAGACCAGCGGCAGUCGGCCCCUUGGAAUGCUCAACAAAAAGGAAAUACACACAACACAACAACGCCUGCGCUGCAAAUGCCAUCUCCUUAAUCCUUAUCUCUUAUCCUCCAGAAUCCAGUCUCUGCGCAUUCCGCCGAGCACCCGCCAUCGUCAUUCGCCAGUGCUAACCUGUCUCUCUCCUCUUCCCAACGCGUGUCAUUUCCCCCCCAAAAACCCUAAACCCUUUUCCAUCUUCUCGCUUCAUUUUGAAAUCCCAUUCCAGUAUAUAGAGAGACGAGAGAAACAGAGGCUUGAACAUUGGGUGUUGUGUUCAUGUUUAUGCACUUGUGCUUGGUGGGUCUCGUUGUUUUCCUUCUGCGUUGCUGCGGUGUUGAUUUCCCCGUCUAGUAUUCCGGCAAGCGGAAGAUUUGGGCAUGGAGGAAGUGGAUCAGCAGUACCGUGACAUUUACGGAUCCGGGUUGGGUUCGGAGUCCGAAACCCAGUACUCGGGGAAAGCCGGUUGGGUCAUGGACCAAGGAUUAACACUGGGGAAGAAGAUUCUGGUCACUGGAUUGGUGGUCACUUCAGCCCCAGUGGUUAUCCCUUCAAUUCUGGUCAUUUCUGCUCUUGGGUUCGCUUGUUCUCUGCCUUCCAGCUUUUUCUUAGCAACCUAUCUCUUCACCGAGUCUCUCAUGACCAGAUUGCUCCCUCUCCAAGCCAAUCAUCAUGUUCCUCCUGAAGAGCAACAUGAAGGAAUCGAGGACUCCCAUGAUCUGGACAAGUAUUUGAAGACAUCAGGGGAGGGCACGAGAGGGCGGACCCUCGAGCCGAUUGAGGACGAAGACGACGAAAUUGUGGAGGAAAAUCAAAAUGGAUAUAGAGAUGGUGAGGAUAUGAAGGGACAAAGAGAUGAUGAGACAGUAAACAUGGCUGUUGAGAUGCAUGCUGUUAGUGGUAUUGUGGUUAUAGAGAGGGAGGGUGAUGUUACGACUCCUGUUGCUGCUGCAGUUCCAAUUGAGGUAAGGACUCUGGUUGUGGAGGUUUCGGAGGGAAGUGAUGAUGUUGAUGAGAAUGAGGAGCUUACAAAAGGGACAACGGGGUUGUUGGAGAGCAUUAGGGAUGAAGGUGUUUCUGAGUCUCCAGCUGAAGUGAAUGAGAAAACGACUGAGGCUGCUGCAUCUGCAGAACCUGAGAAGCAGCAGCAGGAUGGACCUGAGUCCAAUGCCGGAGGAAAUGCCAACCAGAAUGGUUCCACUGAGGUGUGGAACAACGAGAAGAUAUGGGAACAGAUCAACGCGCUGCGCGUUAUUGUGGGAUAUACAGCUUCCAGGCAACCAACGUUAAUGGAAGAGCUCAAGGCUCUGUAUGUUUUCACUGGAGUCGAGCCGCCUGUUGCAUCAUUCAACGACCCUUACGACCUAGAGGAAGUGAACGGGAGGCUCAGGAGUCUCAAGCUGAUAGUCGGAGUAAAGUGAGAAGAG